Molecule: messenger RNA, 3118 nt
Organism: Zootermopsis nevadensis
Lineage: Eukaryota; Metazoa; Arthropoda; Insecta; Blattodea; Termopsidae
Source: RefSeq, a predicted model, not a curated record
AAAUAAAACUUGGCCCUUGGAUUGAUCCGGGGUAACUCAGUCAGAAAUAUGGCACGUGAGUGUUCCUGGACUGGCUGGACAACUGGGGUUCGAUUCACGGUAGAGACAGAAAUUUUAUCUUGUAAACGUGUGUAAAAUGGUUCAUUCCAAGUGAAAGACGUAAUAAUGAGCGGAUAGUGAAGGCGCCAAUGGGUCGCGAUGUGGCGGCGGACUAGGAAGUUUUUUAACUUUGUGAGUUUAUUUCAUCUCUACAAAUAGCUCCGCGGCGACCCGGGAGAGAGCAAAUAAAACGCCAAGUAACCAUCGUUGCGCCUGUUCCUGGCGCGAACGGGGUUCAUUCGAGUGAGAUCUCAGCAACGCGGAGGGUGGUUGAGUAAUAGGGAAAUUGUCGUUUAAAAACUUCCCUUCUGAGUUCCCAUGCUGCUUUAUUAAGUGACAUUGAUAUGUGAGAUCGCGUAAAGGAGGAAUAUGAGGGUAGUUCCGUAGGAAAAGUGCGAACCAAAGCAGAUAGGAGUGUAGCAGUUGUAAAUCUAGAAUCAGAGAACUUAACACCUAGAUGCCUCUUGUCUGGUUUCCAGCGAUAAAUAUGUUUGAUAUUGAACAGAUGAGAAAUGCCGAGACGGUUUAGUAGAAAAUGUUCAACAGAAAUUUAAUAUUGUGAUUACAGAAGCACGAGGGCUCGAUGCUGAACAGACUGUGUUCAGAAACGUCUUUUUUAUGAUUUUUUUACGCGGUCAGAUUUAUGAUCGUAGUUGAUGUUCAAAGCAGCAGUAAGAAGUUCGGAUUUGGGUGGCGAUUAUCGUGACCUGUUCCAAAGUAGUAUUCCAUCCGCAUCUCCCAGAAAACCUGAAAAACCCACGUAAAAAUCUCAGGAUACAUUUAACUGGCCGAGAUUCGAACUGGGUACGUCUGAACACAAGUGCAGAGGAACAUGACUGCACAGAGAACGAAGCUGCAGCUUGGAUUUGUGUAAUUGAGCCAAAAUACCGUCAGCUGUUUCUGCAGUAUGUCCUGAGUUUUGUGACACAGAAACUGCUAAUUGUGUUUGCUAACCAGCGCUGUGAUGCGAGUGUCACCCAGUCGUGUGUGCGAAGGACACAUGCAGUCUUAAGUAGCAAGGCGGCGUUGUCAUCGAAGUGAAGGAAGAUCCGUCGAGUCUGUGUUCAGGCGAAGUGGGCGGAAGUGAUGCAGUGACGUAGUAGCGAAGAUUGUGAAUCGUAUAUAGAACCGCCUGUUAAAUGGGUGCAGUAGCGCAGUAGUGUUUUGGUACGACCGAGGAUGAGUGCGGAGGAUGAAGACGAAGCAGCGAUUGAACAAGAGCUUGCGUUGGAUCUUUGGGAAGGACAAUUCGAAUUCGUAGGUGGGGGUUACGGUGGCGAUGGUUUAGGGGACGGCGGGGUCUGUGUUCGUGGUGGUGGUGGAGGAGAAGGACCUGUUCACAUAAUACCUCCGCUGAGACUUGGCAGUAACGGAGCUAAGAAGACAGAAGCCCAUUUUUGGUGUGAAGAUCUUACGGAACAAGUUCAGAUGCUUCAGCAACAAGUCAGUGUGCUGGCAGACAAUCAGAACAACACUGACGAUCGCUAUACUCGUGCCAAACAGGACAGCGCGGCUCUUCAGGCUCGAGUUCACAUGUUGGAAGAACAACUGCGAGAAUCUGAGCUCCGAGCUGAGGAACGUCUUCAGGAGGAGCAGAAGAGGCAUCGAGAACUGGUGGUGCGGAUAGAGAGGGAGAAGCAGCUGCAAAUAGAGAACUGCAACAUUAGGUUACAGACAUUGGAAUUAGAAGGAGCAAGCCUACGAGAAGAAUCUACGAGGCUUCGCUCACAAGUUGAACGGCUACGAGCAGAGAAACAGGCAUCUGAAGAGCAAAGAGGAGAGGAAGCAGUGAUAUUGGCAGCCUUGAGAGAAGAACUGCAGACGCUGCGGGAUGUGGAGCGGAGAGCAAAGGAUGAGAGGAUAGCAAAUGCACAGGUGGUCGAAGAGUUAAGUUCAGAAAUAGAACGACUAAAGGCAGAUCAGAGGGGAGCGCACAAUCUGGAAGCUCGAAGCCAGUCAGAAUUGAAUGGGAAACUUCAUGAUGACCUUACAGCAAGAUUAAAUGAGCUGCAGAUGGAGGUGACUGGUUUACGGCACCAAAACAAAAAUCUUCAAGAGACAAAUGAAGAACUACAGGCACAGAUGCUGACGCGGAGUUUGGAAGAAGGUCGCAACUUGCUGACUGGUGUUGGCAGUGGGAAUAGUUUAGCUGAAGAGCUAGAGGCCAUGUCUGCGCAGGAGUUGAGGGAUAAUACUCAGGAACAAAUCACCCUAGAGAAGAUGAGGACAGCUCUCAAGGAGCAACAAGAAGUUAAUUCACAGUUAAGGUCAUAUAUUGAUGGUAUUCUGCUCAAUAUUGUCGAUAAUUACCCUCAGCUUCUGGAGGUGAAGACACAUUGAACAUGAAGGUGAUGAGAGAACUUCAGGAACUUUGUAUGGUGAUCACUUACCAAGUUGACAGUUGGUUAAUGGUGCCAAGUAUUCAGUGUAGUUCAAGUGUUUUACAAACUCUAAUGGAAACUGUGGAGAAGUUGUGUGAAUUCUAUCAAGAGUACAGAUAUGCAUUUGCAUGCGAAACUUGCUGUAAUUUUUGUUCCUACAGCCAAUGAGCUUUCUUAUCAUUACUGUUUCUCUUUAUAUGAGAUUAUUAAGUGUUGCCACAGGCAAAAGUAAGUAUUUUAAUACUUUCAAUUAAUUGGACUCCUGCCAUGCUGAGGAAAUGUACUGUGAUGAAACAUUUAAGAAAUUUUAAGCUCUUUAUUAAUCUGUACAGAAAAUUUUAUAUUUUUAUGUCGAUUUAAAGUAUGCAAGAUGCUAAAUACUGCAGAAAUAUGUGGUGUCAUAUGUGUUUGUAUGAAAUGAAGAUAAUUAGUGAUAAAUCCAUCCAAGUGACUGAUAAUGAAAAGGUUCCCAAGAUCUACACUGCUCAGCAAAUGAAGAAGUUAUUAAUAGUUUUGCUAUUUAAAAUUUGUUGUUAAACAUUAUGAAAUGUAACUGACAUAUCACAUGUAAGGAAUUACACAAUGGAAUUAUAUUUCCUUACUCAGCAACAAAUACACUCAUUACCAUUAUACCAUAA